Molecule: messenger RNA, 2064 nt
Organism: Alosa alosa (allis shad)
Lineage: Eukaryota; Metazoa; Chordata; Actinopteri; Clupeiformes; Clupeidae
Product: fibroblast growth factor 18-like
Exons: 5
Coding region: 810-1469 (219 amino acids)
Biological process (GO): positive regulation of protein phosphorylation; regulation of cell migration; fibroblast growth factor receptor signaling pathway
Cellular component (GO): cytoplasm
Molecular function (GO): type 2 fibroblast growth factor receptor binding; growth factor activity; type 1 fibroblast growth factor receptor binding
Source: RefSeq, a predicted model, not a curated record
UAACCUAAUCAGGACUACUUACUGUUUCUUCAUACGACCUUCCGUUGCUGCCCUAGAUUGUCAGCUUAAGUUGGACAGUUUGGAGUUGAAGUUCUCCACUCUUACUUGCUCCGUUGUGGACCGGGUGGGUACCUGUUACACGGACGUUUGGCUCCUUGAAUACCAUGAAUGAUCGAGGUCAGAGGUACGUGAAGCAGACGAGUUCGUCACUACCACUCCAACCCAUGAAGGUGCUCGAGUCUGCGCUGGCACCGCGUUACACCUAAUGACAGGAAACAUCACAGGACUGCCGCUGUAAUUCCAUCCAUAGGAUGCCUUCCUGUGAACAUGCUAAGACCUCCGUUUCAAUCAACUAAAAUGCAGGAACUUUUUCUGUCUUCAUGUGUUAUGCACGGAAAUAUGUCAGGAACGAUGAUUGCCUCAACUAAUGUGGAUGCAUACUCCUGUGGUUAAUUCCUGGAGGGUGUAACAUCGUUGUAGACAGUGGACUAUAUCCUCUGGACAUGGGAUAACCCUAAAAUGUAGACUAAUGUCAAGAGAAUAUGGUCAAGAAACACGUCUCACUCACGCGCAUCGAGACGGCCAUCUGAAGCAAUACUUUGACUCGGAUUGACGACGGCUGUUCACCUGUCGCUCCAAACCAGAUUGGUUGAGAGGAGUACUGUGCCAACAGCAACUGGCUUCGCACGGAAUACCUCUUUGUGGCCACCACCGUCGCGGAUGUUCUCUUUGGGUGACUCAAAUGACUGGGGGUCACUUCAUGCUCUGAGAAGAAUACGGACAAAUACGGAAAUUGUAUAACUUUUUUCAUGAUAGCUGGACAGGGCAAACUCAUGUCUCAAGCGAUGCGGUCCCUGCUCUCGGCGCUGCUCCUAAUAUGUUUCCAGACUUUAUUGGUAGUUUGCAGCCCUCUUCAGGUGCUCGCCAUUGACAACUUCAACUUCAGUGUGCACGUGGAGAACCAGACACGUCUGCGGGACGCCAUGAGCCGAACGUACCACAGACUCUACCAGCUGUAUAGUAGGACCAGCGGCAAACACGUCCAGGUUCUGGGGAAGAGGAUCAGCGCCAACGGAGACGACGGAGACAAAUAUGCCCAGCUUAUUGUGGAAGCUGACACCUUUGGGAGUCAAGUCAGAAUCCGCGGGAAGGAGACCAACUUCUACCUGUGCAUGAACCGCAGAGGGAAGCUGAUUGGCAAGGCAAGUCAAAGUAAAGAUUGCGUCUUUAUUGAGAAGAUUCUGGAGAACAAUUACACAGCACUGAUGUCAGCACGGUACAGCGGCUGGUACGUGGGGUUCACCAAGAAGGGGAGACCUCGGCGUGGUCCCCAAACACUGCCCAACCAGCAGGACGUGCACUUCAUGAAGCGCCCCCCGCCAUGGCAGGGCCCACCGGACACAGUCACCUGCCGCUUUACCACGGUCAACAAGAAGGCCAACACAGAUCAGGAGACAAGGCCCAGCUAGAGGGCUUCUGUUACAUCCACAAGACUGAAACUUUGUUUCUGGGCAAGCGAAUGCAAUAUAUUAAUGUAAAAUGACUGUAAUCGAGAUGGAUAAGGCAGACUUCCGCAGCUUUAAGACUUUCAACAAUGAUUGACUUUUUUCAUACUGCAGACUAAGACCCACUGUGUCUGCUACCACCUUUCCCAAGACAAAGACCCCCAGGACCACAAGUUGAUGCAGCUUGGGAGAACAUUCUGAUCGGUUAACUGCUUCUUUUCUGGGACAUAUACGCUCUCUGUAGGCACUUAACUGAUAUCUAUGACCACUGAGUACCCUUGACAUACACUACUUUAUUUUGUUGACCAAUCAUCAGUUGUAGAUCACCAAUACAGUUUUAUAGAAAGUAAGUGGACAACUAUAUCUGAUCACAAAUAUUUACUCUCAAGUUUGAGUCUACUGACCCACGGCACAUCUUAUAAAUGUUAAGGCGCUUCAGUCGAAUUAUCAAAAUCUGACACUUAUUUGAACAACUGAAGGGGGGGGGAGGGGAUCAAGGAGUAGUGCACUGUACUGGUGACUUAAAGUUCUGACGUUUGCAAAUGGCAACUACAUUACC